GCAAAGUAAAUUUUUGCUGAACAAACUGCGCUCGGGAACAUAGAGUUAAAAAGAGAGGGGUAAUAUUUUUUGACGAUCUGUUAGAUCAACAAAGUGGGGAUCAGAAAGUAAUCCUAAGUUCGUACUGUAUAGUAAUUGAACUACAUCCCCUUCCUUAAAUCCCACGGUCAGUAUUAAAUUUUUGGCGGGAAUCAGCCGUCACGUGACAUUCGAAUAAACCCGAAUAAACCCGAACUUACAGAAGUCGGUAAGUAGUCCGAGGUUAUAAAUAGCUGGUAUCAACUGGCAGAGAGUCUCUUACAUCUAAAACGUUGGCACAGUGAAUUCAUUGGUGUAUUCAUCGUUAGCCUUGUCGGUGGGUCAAGUAGUGUAUCGGUCAUCAGUUAAUAUAAAGUUUAAAUUAAACAGACGUCAAUUAAAGUGUUUAAAUAUUAUAAUAUCACCAAUUGUAAAUUUAAAUAAUAGUAAAUUAAUUGGUGUGUCAAAUAUUUGUAAUAACGUGUACUAUAAACAAAUAAGACACUUUGAAUUAAGUCGACUCGUGUUACUGGCUAGAAAAGGAAAGGAUAAAAUAAAAAAAAUGCCGGAAACUACACCAUCACAUCAUAUCAAUGGAUACGCUAAUGGACAUGCUCCUCCAGAGCUACAGCAGGCUGGAUCUUUUCUUUUCACAUCAGAAUCCGUUGGCGAGGGUCAUCCAGAUAAAAUGUGCGAUCAAAUAAGCGACGCUAUUCUUGAUGCACAUUUGGAGCAGGAUCCGGAUGCUAAAGUUGCCUGCGAAACUGUGACCAAGACUGGUAUGAUUCUUUUGUGCGGUGAAAUAACAUCCAAAGCGGUCGUUGAUUACCAGAAGAUUGUAAGAAACACUGUAAAUCACAUCGGCUAUGAUGAUUCUUCAAAAGGAUUUGAUUGGCGUACAUUGAACCUUUUGGUGGCAAUCGAACAGCAAUCGCCAAAUAUCGCAGAUGGGGUUCAUGUGGACAGGGAAGAGAAGGACUUGGGUGCCGGUGAUCAGGGAUUAAUGUUUGGAUAUGCAACCGAUGAGACUGACGAGUGUAUGCCACUCACUGUAGUUUUGGCGCACAGAUUAAAUCAAAAAAUCGCAGAAUUAAGACGAAGUGGUGAACUUUGGUGGGCUCGUCCUGAUUCUAAAACACAAGUGACCUGCGAGUAUAUUAUGGAAAAUGGUGCAUGUGUACCCAUUCGGGUCCACACUGUCGUGGUAUCACUUCAACACAGUGAGAAAAUAAGUCUUGAUGAAUUACGCAGAAUUGUUAUGGCUGAUAUUAUUAAAAAAGUCAUCCCAGCAAAAUAUCUUGAUGAGAAAACUGUUUUUCAUGUAAAUCCUUGUGGUAAUUUUAUAAUUGGUGGCCCACAGAGUGAUGCUGGACUCACUGGUAGAAAAAUUAUAGUCGAUACUUACGGAGGAUGGGGUGCACAUGGUGGCGGUGCCUUUUCUGGUAAAGACUUUACUAAGGUUGACAGAUCAGCAGCAUACGCAGCAAGAUGGGUGGCCAAGUCUUUGGUAAUGGCUGGACUUUGCAGACGUUGUCUAGUACAAGUAUCUUACGCUAUUGGUGUAGCAGAACCUCUUUCUAUAACUGUCUUUGAUUAUGGCACAUCUAAGUUAUCACAAAAUGAAUUACUGGGAAUAAUUAAUAGAAAUUUUGAUCUUCGUCCUGGUAAAAUAGUCAAAGAAUUAAAUCUACGUCGGCCAAUUUAUCAACAGACUAGUACGUACGGACAUUUUGGACGUGAUGGUUUCUCAUGGGAGCAACCAAAAAAAUUAAUUAUUGAUUGAUGAGAAGAAAUAUUAAAUUUAAAAAUAAAAGAAGAAAAGAUUUUUAAAAAUGAUAAAUAUAUUAAUGUAUAAACAUUUACUAUAUUGGACUCUAAUAAUAAUUGAUAGUAAAUAUUAUAUAAAUUACGUUCAAUAAUCAUCGAAAUUAUCAUUUUUUCAUUAAAUUCAAAUUUACUCAUAUGCAUAUUUAUCAAUUAAAUGAAAAAAUAAGGAUAUGGAAUAACAAUUUUUUAUAUUUUAAUUAAAUUUUUUUUUUCCUAAUUUUUGAGUGAAUGAAAAAAAAAAAUUGAGUUCUUGUAUAAAUUAAUUUUUCUCCAAAAAAAAGUCAUACAUUCAUUAUUUCUAUUUUAUUAAAUGAAAUGUAAGUCUAUGUACAUAUAUAAAAAAAAAAAAAAACUAAAUUAUCAUUAUUGUCAAUUUCAAUAAAUUUUACAAAUAAUUGAUAAAACAAUAUUUGAGCAAUUGAUAAAAAUAUAAAUAAUGAAUGACAGAGCGUACAUGUGAAAAUGUACGUUUUCAUGUAGAAUUGAGUGGACAAAUUAUAAAUUUAGUUCCCGUGUAAAAAAAAAUUGUUAAGAAAAGUUUUAAAAAAACGAUUACUAUUCAAAACUUCAAAAUAUGACAUUAAAAUUUUUUUUUAAAUAUCUAAAAAAAAAAAAAAAAACAUGCAAAAAUUGUAAAAAAAAAAAAUGAUUAAAUUUAUAGAUUUUAAUAGAGACAAAAGUCAAAAAAAUAUUCAUUUAUAGUAUUGUCAUUUUUUUUUUUUUUUUUUUUUUAUUUCUGGAAAUUUAAGAAUUGAAAAAAAAAAAUCGUCUGUGUCACAUUUUGAAGUUUAGAAUAUUUGGAUUUUUCAAAAAAUGAAACAAAGACGAAAAAAAAUGUAUGAGAAUGUUUGUGCAAAAGAUAUAAUGGGCUCCCAUUUAAUUUAUACUGUUAAAUUUUAAUGUUGAUAAGCUAAUUUAAAUAAAUUGACGUUUUUCAAUUAAAAAAUUUUCUUCAUAUCACUAAUAGAAAAAAAAAACCUGAAGUUAAUUCAAACUAUUAUUUAUUUUUUAGUAUAAAUAAUUUGUAAUAAAUAAAUAAGAAAGAAAAAAAUUAUGAUUUAAUGAUUUAUAAGACUUGAGUAUAUUACUUGCUUGUAAAUUUUUUUUAAGUAAUUGAAUGCACAAUAAAAAUGCUGGUAAAUAUUAAUGCAAAUAAAAAUAUUUUUCAAUAUGAAAAAAAAAAAAAAAAAAAAAAGAAAAUUAUUAAGAGUUUACUUAUUUGUUUAAAAAAUAAGUCGGCUAUCUUAAAUAAUAGAAAAAAAAAUUGACUUAGUUUUUAGAUUAUUAAAUAAUGUUUUAGAAAUAAAUUUUGUGCAUAGCAAAAAAAGUUAUAGAAUAAUUAAAAUAAAAAAUUGUAAUCAUCCUUCAAUACUUUACUUUGUUAUUAAAUUUAUUAUAAAUGGAUUUGAAUGUGAGGAAGAGAAAAUGGACGUCAAUAAUUGACAUAAUUAAGGAGGCAAAUUUGAAAAUUUCUA
Microplitis demolitor is the source of this 3320-nucleotide messenger RNA. RefSeq names its product S-adenosylmethionine synthase (gene Sam-S). Lineage: Eukaryota; Metazoa; Arthropoda; Insecta; Hymenoptera; Braconidae. Gene Ontology annotation, cellular component: cytosol. The transcript has 8 exons. The record is from RefSeq and is a predicted model, not a curated record. Gene Ontology annotation, biological process: S-adenosylmethionine biosynthetic process. The coding region runs from base 581 to 1801 and encodes 406 amino acids. Gene Ontology annotation, molecular function: methionine adenosyltransferase activity; ATP binding.